Molecule: messenger RNA, 3235 nt
Organism: Oncorhynchus gorbuscha (pink salmon)
Lineage: Eukaryota; Metazoa; Chordata; Actinopteri; Salmoniformes; Salmonidae
Product: angiopoietin-related protein 2-like
Exons: 6
Coding region: 528-2087 (519 amino acids)
Source: RefSeq, a predicted model, not a curated record
GAGAGAGAGAGAGAGAGAGAGAGAGAGAGAGAGCGCAAAAGAGAGACAAGGAAAGUGAGAGACAUGGGAGAGAGAGAGAAAGGAGAGAAAGAAAAGGGGAGUUAUUAAGGGGGGCAGCAGAAAAAUAUUGUCUCAGAGUCGUCAGCAGAAGUGAUGGACUCAGCACAUAGAAAGUGAUAGUCUUCUCCUACCGGGCUACAGAGAGCACACUGACCAGACAAUGCUGGCCUCUCACUGCCUGCUGCUCUCUCACUGCCUCUGAGGAAACUACCCAUUACAUCUAACACAUUUGGAUGUAUUCUCUUUUAAUUGUCAACUAUUGAGUGACAGGGUUUACUCAGGUGCCAAAGAGCAAGUGAUCCAGAGAGAGAGGGACAGCCCCAAGCAGCUUUUACACAGACUGGUGAUGACUUUCUUCAAAGGGACACGUCAAUCAGUGUUGCCGGGAGGGCAAGGGAACUGAAGGGAAAACCAGCUACAGUCUACAAUUAUCUGGGUGUGUGUGAGUGAGAGCCCUUCCCAGACUGAUGGAGCUGCCCGUGGUGCUGCUGUUCCUAGUGUAUGGUCUUGUCUCUGGAGCCAAGCAGCCCCAGGGUCUGAGGAACCCUCAGGAGAGCAACCCCCAGGUCAGGAGCAAGGAAAGGGAGAGCAGUGAGGAUGGCCUGGAGAGAGCGUUCCUGUAUGCUGGGCAGAGGAGCAGGCGAGCCGCCGCCGAACCCCAGCAGCCCGACAAGUGUUCCUACACCUUCAUCGUUCCGCAGCAGAAGGUGACAGGGGCCAUCUGUGUGAACCGCAAGGAGCCGGAUGCAGCACUGGAGAACCGCGUCAGCAAGCAGGAACUGGAGCUGCUGAACGUGGAGCUGCAGAAGCAGAAGAAUCAGAUCGAGACGCUGCAGCAGCUGGUUGAGGUGGACGGAGGUAUCGUCAACGAGGUGAAGCUGCUGAGGAAGGAGAGCAGGAACAUGAACUCCAGGGUGACCCAGCUCUACAUGCAGCUGCUACACGAGAUCAUCAGGAAGAGGGACAACUCCCUGGAGCUGUCCCAGAUGGAGAACCGUAUCCUCAACCAGACCUCGGAGAUGCAGCAGCUCACUAACCGCUACAAGGACCUGGAACACAAGUACCAGCACCUGGCCACUCUGGCCAACAACCAGUCGGUCCUCAUCGCCCUGCUGGAGGAGCAGUGCCAGGGUCGGCCCGUCAGCCCCCCUCGCCCUGUUCCCAUCCCCCAGCCAAGGCCACAGCCCCCACCCCCACCUGCACCAUCACCACCCAUCAACAAGCCCUACCAACCUCCCACCUACCCACGCCUCACCAACCAGAUCACCAAUGAGAUUCAGAGUGACCAGAAGUCUGUACUGCCUGUCAUUCCUACCAUGCUCAGCGGCACAGGCAGCCCCUCUAUCACUACCAAACCCUCUGGGCCAUGGAAGGACUGCCUUCAGGCCCUUGAGGAUGGCCACACGGCCAGUGGCAUGUACCUGGUGAAGCCAGAGAACGCCAACAAACUAAUGCAGGUGUGGUGUGACCAGAGACACGACCCUGGUGGCUGGACCGUCAUCCAGAGGAGGCUGGACGGAUCAGUCAACUUCUUCAGGAACUGGGAGACUUACAAGCAAGGCUUUGGGAACAUUGAUGGAGAGUAUUGGCUGGGCCUGGAGAACAUCUACUGGCUGACCAACCAGAGGAACUACAAGCUGCUGGUGACUCUGGAAGACUGGUCUGGGAGGAAGGUGUUUGCAGAGUACGCCAGCUUCAGGCUGGAGCCUGAGGCAGACUUCUACAAGCUUAGGGUGGGCCGGUACCAUGGCAACGCCGGAGACUCCCUCACCUGGCACAAUGGCAAACAGUUCACUACGCUGGACAGAGACCAUGAUGCAUAUACAGGUAACUGUGCCCACUACCAGAAGGGAGGCUGGUGGUACAAUGCAUGUGCCCAUUCUAACCUCAACGGAGUAUGGUACAGAGGAGGACACUACCGCAGUCGCUACCAAGAUGGAGUCUACUGGGCUGAAUUCAGAGGAGGUGCCUACUCCCUGAAGAAAGUAUCUAUGAUGAUACGACCGAACCCAAACACCUUUCAUUAAAUAUCCAUAAACAAGACCAAGUAGCCCCUUUUCAAAACGACUUCCUCUCCACAAAAACCUCAAUUCAAACAGCUCUUGAACUCUGAAAUAAAGGCAUCUCACACAGCCAGAUCAAGACGAUGAUGACAUAGAAAGUGCAAUAUCUAAGCCUCAGGCAGGACUCUUGGUGGAGCAAUAAAGGAGAAGCAGGGUGCAUCCUGUUUCUCCACAGACAAACACAUGUAACGGUGUGGCUGUAUGCUUGCUUCUCUUCCUUUAAAUUUAGUUCAAAUGUGUCUGUUUACCUAACUUUUGAGCGAAGUGUACUACUGCCUUAGAACUGAUGGUAUGGUGUGAUUCAUAUGGGGUGCCAGGGUAGCCUAGUGGUUAGAGCGUUGGACUAGUAACCGGAAGGUUGAAAGUUCAAAUCCCCGAGCUGACAAGGUACAAAUCUGUCAUUCUCCCCCUGAACAGGCAGUUAACCCACUGUUCCUAGGUCGUCAUUGAAAAUAAGAAUUUGUUCUUAACUGACUUGCCUAGUAAAAUAAAAAGGUUUUAAAAAAUGGGAGAAAACAGGAGCGUAUGUCAGUUCACAGUGCUCACACUAAGUAGCUUGGAAUAGCAAUCUUAUAUUGUAGUCCGUAUGUUUUAUAGUACAGAACAUAAUUUUAUGAGAAUGAAGAUGACGCAGGACAUUAUAUCCAGUGACUAACCUUAUGGUGUUUAAAUCAAGCUCUUCAGGUGAGUAAUUUAUAGGAAACAAUAAUCACAUUUCUUAAACCAUGGUAUAGAUAGGUACUCUUAAUAUGUUAGCCAUAAUCUUAGUCAACGUACACAAUCUAAUGUCUAUCACUUAUGUAAAAGGCGGAAUAGAUACAAGAGUCUGCUCUACAGCACUAGUACUGUCAACAGUUAUGACCUGAUAUCUGGCUUACAAACUCAAAGUAACUAUGAUUUAGAUCAUUCCAAUGAACAUACAGCUGGUGUGGUAGAGUGCAAGGUACAGGGAAUCAUGACAACUAACUUAAACAUACAGUGCACUGGGAAAAUAUUCAAACCCCUUGACUUUUUCCACAUUUUGUUACCUUACAGACUUAUUCUAAAAGUAAUUAAAUAGUCCCCCCCCCCUCAGCAAUCUACACACAAAGCCCCAUAAUGACAAAACAAAA